This is a messenger RNA of Miniopterus natalensis, 2074 nucleotides long. It is a transcript of the gene FGF9, whose product is annotated as fibroblast growth factor 9. Gene Ontology annotation, molecular function: growth factor activity. Lineage: Eukaryota; Metazoa; Chordata; Mammalia; Chiroptera; Miniopteridae. The record is from RefSeq and is a predicted model, not a curated record.
ACUCUGCGCGCCGGCGGGGCUGCGCAGGACGAGCGCUCCGCCCGUCACCAGGCUGGAGCCCGCGCGGCAACACCUGUUCGCGGCCGCAGGGCGCACGCGAUCUGUGGACACCGCUCCCUCGCUCGCCGCUGGCCGUCCGCGCUGAACCAAUGGACCUCCGCCGAGCCGCCGCACGAUUCGGGAUCCCAGCUUUGGACGCUUAAAGUUUUCUUUUUGUUUUAUUAUUUUAUUAUUGAUUUUUUUGGAGGGGGGAUCGGGAGGGGAGAGUCUUCGGCGCUACCAACGUGAGAUUUUUUUUUCCCUCCUGGAAGGAUUCCUGCUGAUGUCUGCAGAGUCGGUUAGAAUAAAAACGGCGCAUGCCUUCCCCGGAGUCAGGACCCGUGGAUUCUGACGUAGCCGGUGCAUCUUAAAAUCCUAUAAUAACGCCUAGGCAUUGAAGUUGCUACGGUCAUUCCGAUCUGGAACCAAAUGGAGAAACUACGAAAUUACCCCAGUAUGACCAUCGGCUGGGAUGCAGACCUUCCUGCCUGCUAGGAGCCGGGGCUCUACCCAGAGAGAUACAUAGAUGUGUUUAUCAGUGUGUCGGUGUGUGAGUAUACAGCGCUGGUUUCUUAGGCUAUUAGUGGUUUGACCUUGAACCUGUGCCAGUGAAACGGCAGAUUACUUUUAUUUAUGCAUUUCAUGGAUUGAAGAAAAGAACGUGUUGUUUUUCCCCCCGUCUCUGCAACCGCAGUACGGGAGGGGAGUUGGAUAUACCUCGCCUAAGAUUUCCCGGGUUGGCACCAUCAUUAUUGUUUAUCCCUGUGCUCCAACAGCCCAGCCUUCUGAUGGCUCCCUUAGGUGAAGUUGGGAACUAUUUCGGUGUGCAGGAUGCAGUGCCGUUUGGGAAUGUGCCCGUGUUGCCGGUGGACAGCCCGGUUUUGCUAAGUGACCACCUGGGUCAGUCCGAAGCAGGGGGGCUUCCCCGGGGACCGGCAGUCACGGACUUGGAUCAUUUAAAGGGGAUUCUCAGGCGGAGGCAGCUCUACUGCAGGACUGGAUUUCACUUGGAAAUCUUCCCCAAUGGUACUAUCCAGGGAACCAGGAAAGACCACAGCCGAUUCGGCAUUCUGGAAUUUAUCAGUAUAGCCGUGGGCCUUGUCAGCAUUCGAGGCGUGGACAGUGGACUCUACCUCGGCAUGAAUGAGAAGGGGGAGCUGUACGGAUCAGAAAAACUAACCCAAGAGUGUGUAUUCAGAGAACAGUUCGAAGAAAACUGGUAUAACACAUACUCUUCGAAUCUCUAUAAACAUGUGGACACUGGAAGGAGAUACUAUGUUGCAUUAAAUAAAGAUGGGACCCCAAGAGAAGGAACGAGGACUAAACGGCACCAGAAAUUCACACAUUUUUUACCAAGACCAGUGGACCCUGACAAAGUACCCGAACUAUAUAAGGAUAUUCUCAGCCAAAGUUGACAAAGACCAUUUCUUCACUUGAGCCCUUAAAAAAGUAACCACUAUAAAGGUUCCGUGCAGUGGGUUCUUAUUGAUUAGCUGUGUCAUCACAUCUGCUCCACUGUUGCCAAAUUUUGUCGCAUGCAUAACAUAGGAUGGAGGCUUGGAUGGGGACUUGCUGAUUUUGUGUUGCACUUACAGACCUUUCCUCCUGGAGGCCUGCCUGUGCCCACUUGAUUUAUUGUGAGGAAAGAAGAGUGUGUGUGUGUGUGUGCACGCGUGUGUGCAUGCCUGUGUGUGUGUGUGUGUGUGAGAGAGAGAGAGAAUGAGAGAGGGAAAGAGAGAGAGUGAGUGAGUGGAUGAGCAGCAGGGUGUCAAAGACAGGAGCAAAAUAGAGGACUGUGGCCUGAUGCAUGCUGGGGAAUAGACACACUUUCACAUGUCCAAUCAGUUGUCCUUCAGCUGGUAUCAGCACAGCUGCCACACUUCAACUCAUGAGAUCUUGGCUGGUGGUCUGCACAAGGGUACACUGCAUUUUCAAAGGCUUGGAGGGUGCAGUCUCACUUAAGAGACCUUUUCAGUUAAUUCUCACUGGUGCCAUCCCAGUGAAUUUAAAGCAAAGACCUCUUAGUAAAAAAAAA